CAUUGUGCAAGAUGCUUAACUGCAAAGAUCUUUUGUGUGCAGCCCGGUGCAACCCGAGUGCAGUGAAGUGUGGUUCGUCGAUUUGCGUCAAGAUGCUGCCUGGUGUGUGAGAAGUUGAGCAAUUUGGAGGUAACUCUCCUUGCUGAUUGUGCGUUCGCACCAAAAAGAAUCCUCUUAAAUUCGAGGUGAUCGCGAUGGAUCGCGAACUGGUGGAGAAGUUCAUUGAAGUUACGGGUGAGAGUGAAGCAACAGCACAGCAGUAUUUGUCAUUAGCUGAUGGGAAUGUAGAAAUGGCGAUUAGUUUAAUGUUUGAAAGUGGCAGACCAUUAGAGAAUGAAAAUGUGAAUGCUGACCCAGCAGUGAGAGCUCCUAUCUUACCCACGCAAGAGAUAUUAGUGCCAUCAGAGCCAGUGUGUUCAUUUCCACGAAUAUCAAACAAUGUGUUCGACAGAUUUAGAGAUUUUGCAGUAGAAACCCAACGGCAAGAAGAAGAAAUGACUCGUAGAGUAUCUGGUAUGAAACAUAUCUGUCAAAGAAAAUCAAAACGAUUAGAAGAUCUAUUCCGACCUCCGUGCAACAUACUUUUUCUGGGCUCUUUUAUGGAAGCUCGAGAUCAUGCUAAAACACUGAAUCGUUGGCUGCUUGUCAAUGUCCAAAAUCCACAAGAGUUUUCUUGUCAAGUGCUCAAUAGAGACGUUUGGCCAAACCAACAGAUUCAAGAGAUUGUGAAGGAUCAUUUUGUCUUGUGGCAAGUAUUAUCUAAUACAUCAGAUGGAAGACGUUACAUAGACUUUUACAAUGUAGUGGAGUAUCCUUAUCUGGCAAUCAUAGAUCCCAGAACAGGAGAAUGUAUGAGAACCUAUAAUAAUAUCUCUGUGGACAGUCUGAUAUCUGGUUUAAAUGAUAUGUUGAGCACGCACGCAUCCCCAGAAAGCGCCUCACAGGAUACAUCGAAUUCUAAAGAUUGGAACAAUUUUCCUACAUCACCUCCGAAACGAAAUAUCUUGAAUGAUCAAAUAAAGAACGAUUGCGGACCUAGCAGUAAAACUUCCAGACUCUUGUCAGAAAACGUCAUAGAUUCGGAGAACGAAAAUAUGUUGUCUGAUAACAUCACAAGUUCAAGUGUUCCAAGCAGCAGCAGCAGCAGCAGUAGCAGCAAUAGUAAUAGCAGCAGCGGCAGCAGCAGUAGCAACACUAUUAUUAAUAAGAAAAGAAGGUUGGAAGAAUGUGAUAUUGAUAAACCUCAGCAAAAGACGGAAAAAUUAAAGCCAAGUACAGCUAAAGCUGGUAUAGGUGACGAACCUUUCCUACGGCUCUGCUUACGGUUGCCAAAUGGUACGAGAGAAACUAUAUCAAUAUGCGCGACAGAGACAAUAGAGGACUUUCUGAUUAAAAUGGAAGAAAUGGGAUUCCCACCAACGGAGCAUACUUAUUUGGUGCCAUAUCCGAAAACAAACGUUGGCGCAUUGUCUCCCAACAUCCGUCUAUUAGACACAAUUUUAUUUCCGGCGAAUACAGUAUUCAUAACGAAGAUAUAGUAAUAUCCCACAAAACGAACUGUGCUUCCUCUAUGAUUUCCCAACUGGCAUCUCAAGCAGAAAUAAGUCCGCUGAAAUUGUCUAGAAAUUGUAUACGCUGUGUGCGUACUUAAAAGUUGAAUUCCUCGAGAAAUUGGCAAACAAGUCGACUCGUCUCGAUCACGUGUUUCUUUUAUUUAUUCAAAUUAAUAUAUCCGAAAUUUAAGGCACGAUAUUGCUAGAACGGAUGAUGGACACAGUAAAGCACUGCCACUUCGGUGUUCAUUUCGUGUAGAAAUUUCGCUCGAUAACCUUUCUACUUUAGAGUAAGAUUUUAAUUAAGAAAGGAGGAUAGCUGCGACCCUAAUAUUUAUGAAAAAAAUCGUUAAUUACAUACGCUGUGUACAUCUAUUGUCCGUAUUCAUCACUAUUGAUAAUCUCAUUAUUACUAUCUGCUUUUUUUUUUUUCGAUUCUUGGCCAAUUUUACAAGAGCCGUCCAUAUUGUUAUAACAGUUUCGAUAUUUAUUCCCUGCGAAAAUAUUUCAAUAUGGCGCAAACGACAAAUUUAAAACACCUGGCAGAUAUUUUAUACGAUUUUAUUGCGCAAUAAAUUUCGCAACUUUAUUACGUAAUAAAUCAAAGAUUUUGCGGCAUUCUACACGAAAAAAAACUUUUCGCCAAUGUGAUUCAAGUAACGAGAACCAAGUAAAAAUUCAUAUUGUGGUAUAUUGUAGCUACGAAAAUAGUCAAUGGUAACAAUUCUAUACAUUGCCGAUAGUACAAGAUGUUAUGUCAAUGUGCGAUCUUCGUCAAGAUUAAUUAAUCGGUUCAAACUUAAAACUGCCGGUAUAAUUAAGAUAGAUAUAGAUCGUGAUAUUUUAUGAGUAUUGAUUGUAACUAAUAUCUGGUAGUAUACUGGUGUUACCCAUCGACUAUAGUAAUGUUUCACGUGCACCAUAUAUUUCUAUUUAUACUUAUUUUCCAGUGUAUAAUAUUACAUAACUCUCUAUAUACUGUUCAAUAAUGGUAAGGAAAGGUGUCUCUUCAAAUUUACGCGUCUCAUAUUAUGUAUCUAUCUAUCAAAUGGAUAUUAAAUAUAGGAUAUAAUUGAAUUUUA
This is a messenger RNA of Harpegnathos saltator (Jerdon's jumping ant), 2635 nucleotides long. Its product is annotated as UBX domain-containing protein 7. Lineage: Eukaryota; Metazoa; Arthropoda; Insecta; Hymenoptera; Formicidae. Gene Ontology annotation, biological process: proteasome-mediated ubiquitin-dependent protein catabolic process. The transcript is spliced from 8 exons. Gene Ontology annotation, molecular function: ubiquitin binding. Gene Ontology annotation, cellular component: nucleus. The record is from RefSeq and is a predicted model, not a curated record. Bases 195 to 1538 code for a protein of 447 amino acids.